This is a messenger RNA of Candidozyma auris, 516 nucleotides long. RefSeq lists its product as uncharacterized. Gene Ontology annotation, molecular function: inositol diphosphate tetrakisphosphate diphosphatase activity; phosphatase activity. The record is from RefSeq and is a predicted model, not a curated record. The transcript has a single exon. Lineage: Eukaryota; Fungi; Ascomycota; Pichiomycetes; Serinales; Metschnikowiaceae. Gene Ontology annotation, cellular component: cytoplasm. Bases 1 to 516 code for a protein of 171 amino acids.
AUGCCUAUUAACUAUCCGUUCAUGAAACAGCUCAAGCUCAAGACAAUCAUAUACGUUGGGGAUUUGUGCCAUGAGAAGGCGAAAAAAAAAGGCAGGGACGAAAAGCCAAAGAAAGAUAAGAACGGAACAGCGGAGAUAUAUGAAAAGUACAAGGCGUGGAUAGAAUCCACCGAUAUCAACUUUCACCCUCUUUUGGUGCAUUCCUCACAAGAACCGUUUACCCUGAUAGAGACUCAGGCUCAAACACAGGAGUCAUUAAGAGCUGCCCUACAUCUCAUACUAGAUAAGCGAAAUUUCCCAAUACUUAUACACUCCAAUAAAGGCAAGCACAGAAUCGGUGUGUUGGUGGGGCUACUAAGAAAGCUUCUCCAGGGAUGGUGUAUGAGUGGGAUAUUUGAGGAGUAUGAGAAGUUCGCCAUGGGCAAAUCCGAAUUUGAUUUGGAGUUUAUAGAGAUGUGGCAGCCUGAGCUCACUUAUGAGCAAGAAUGGCUUCCUGACUUUGUACGAACUACAUGA